AUGUUAAAUCAAGACGUGGAAAGCAAUGCUUCUUCCGCCAAAAACAAUUUCUCUCAUUUUACUUUACGCCGAACUCCUUAUCGUGUCUAUGUGACUUCUUUUGAACAAGUGUGUCGUCAACAAUAUCGAGGAGAAGGUACUCCAGAAAAACCUUAUAUUAUUGAUUGGUUGCCGGAUGAUCUCGAGAAUCCUCAAAAUUGGCGUAGUUCGUAUAAAUGUUUGUUGACAGCGUUCGUGGCUAUCGCUACGUUAGCUGUUACUUUCUGCUCUUCUGCAUAUGUUGGCAAUGUUCGAGGUCUUCUCGAAGACUAUCAUUCAUCUGCUGAAGUCAUUACUCUAGGUAUUUCUUUUUCUGUCCUUGGUUUCGCUAUUGGUCCUCUUCUUUGGGCUCCUUUCUCUGAAAUACUUGGCAGGCGCAUACUUUUCAUUGGUACUUAUGCAGCCCUUACUGCUUUUAAUACUGGAACUGCAGCAUCUCAAAACAUGGCGACCGUUAUUAUUCUUCGUUUUUUUUCUGGUGCAUCUGGCUCUUCACCUCUAACUAACGCUGGAGGUACAAUAGCAGAUAUCUUUUCAGCAAAACAACGUGGACUUGCCAUGACUAUAUUUGCUGCUGCUCCUUUCAUGGGAGGUUUCACUGGUGACGGAGCUGGUUGGAGAUGGGUUGAAGGAGUUAUGGCCAUCUUUACUGGUUUUAUUUUUAUAACUGGAACUAUCUCUUAUCCAGAAACCUAUGCUCCAGUUCUUCUACGAAAGCGAGCAGAGAGACUGUCCAAAGCUACUGGAUUAGUUUAUCGUUCAAAAUUUGAAGAGAAACGUCAAGUCAAUAUAAUACGGCUGUUGAAAACUUGUCUUUCGAGACCUUGGUUGUUUCUCAUUCGAGAACCAAUUGUUUUCUUACUCUCACUAUAUAUGGCUAUCAUUUACGGCGUCCUCUAUAUGUUGUUUGGUGCUUUUCCCAUAGUUUAUGAAGAAGGUAGAGGAUGGUCAACUGGUAUUGGCGGGCUUGCUUUUCUUGGGAUAGCUGUGGGCUUUGUGAUUGC
Messenger RNA from Adineta ricciae, 1043 nucleotides. The record is from the annotation of a GenBank genome assembly. NCBI's taxonomy places the organism in Eukaryota, Metazoa, Rotifera, Eurotatoria, Adinetida, Adinetidae.